Zingiber officinale is the source of this 696-nucleotide messenger RNA. RefSeq names its product proline-rich protein 36-like. The transcript has 2 exons. NCBI's taxonomy places the organism in Eukaryota, Viridiplantae, Streptophyta, Magnoliopsida, Zingiberales, Zingiberaceae. The record is from RefSeq and is a predicted model, not a curated record. The coding region runs from base 1 to 696 and encodes 231 amino acids.
AUGGUGCCUAAUUCUUGCGUUUCAACCAAUGCUCUUCUUCCGGCUUUCAUGUAUAAGAACACUACUAUGACUAAGUCUUUUGUAAAUAAUCUCGGAGAAGAAUGGUUGCAAACUCGCCGAGCUAAUCUUAAUUCCUCCACCUUGGGUCUGCUGUCUGAAGAGGAGCAAAAAGCAGAAGCUGUUGCGGCUAUGGAAGAGGAAGAAGAACAACCCUUCAUUGCCCUAGUAAAAAAACCAAGGCUUACUGAGGAUGUUCCUUUUAGCGACCUCUUUGGUACUUUUGUGCAAAUUCCCAUUGCUCCCGCACCUAUUUCGUUUGAGAGAGCUCCUUCUGCUUCUGCUUCUGAGAGGACUGUUAUCCCCUCUGUAUCUUCUCAACCUCUUGCACUGGCCUUGCCUCCUUUGGCUUCUGGGCCGCGAGCAAAACAAACACCUUGCCGGAGAUCUUCUCCCAGUGCAGGGCCCUCAGCGAUUCGUGUUUCAACAAUUGAGUCAGCACCCCUUGCAUUACCACCUCCCAUCCCAUCUAGUUCUUCUUCUGCUGCCCUUGUUUCUACCACUUCUUUCCCUCCUAUUGUGUCUUCUUCCUCCUCCCCUUCUUCUUCUUCAGUUCCCUCACCUUUAUUCAAACAAGCUCUGGGUCUACCUUCUCAAAUGGGGCAGACUUCUGAUCCCCUUAGUUAUGGUUCCCUCUAG